AUGGCAGCACCUCCAAAAUCACCCACAUUCAUAGAGUUCAUCGCCUUCCGCCUGAAGCCAUCCGUGAAACCCGAGGAAGGUGAGAGUAACCGCGAGGGCGAACAGCUGCUCGACUUUUUCCGGGAGACGAUGCUGCAGAGUGGGCAUUUGGGGUCUGCCUGGGGACGGACGUUGGAGGAUGAGAAUGUUGUAAUUUGGGUUAUUGAAUGGUCUGAUUCAAGCAACUCCACGCCCCUCUCACGCCUCGACCCCUUCAUCGACUACACCAACAAAGACGACCCAACAACCCUCCUCACAUUCUACUCCACCCUAUCCCCCUCCAUCUCCGAAUCAGAUACUCUAACCACCAACCCCAUCACUGAGCUAGUCACCUUCGCCGUACCCAGCGACGUCACACCCGAACAAAAAAAGCAAUUCAACAACGCCCAGGUGCAAUUUAGAGACGCAUUAAUGAAAAAAGCCACGCCCGAAAGUGUGAGACCGCUUACCUGGGCGAGGGGGCAGAUUGAGAGACCUUCUGCGUUUGAUCAUCCGGAUAGUCCGUCGGGGAAGGCGUUGGUGUAUUUGAAUGUUGUGGGUUGGCAGAGUCGGGAGCAGCAUAUGCAGGCUAGAGACACGAAGGCGUUUGCGGAGACGAUUGAGCCUCUCAGGAAACAUGUUCUUAUGCCUGUCAAGGGGUUAAGUAUGAAGCAUGUCAAGUUUCACAAGAUUGGUUUUUAG
Talaromyces marneffei is the source of this 720-nucleotide messenger RNA. RefSeq lists its product as uncharacterized. Bases 1 to 720 code for a protein of 239 amino acids. NCBI's taxonomy places the organism in Eukaryota, Fungi, Ascomycota, Eurotiomycetes, Eurotiales, Trichocomaceae. The transcript is spliced from 2 exons. The record is from RefSeq and is a predicted model, not a curated record.